This is a messenger RNA of Paramecium sonneborni, 1400 nucleotides long. The record is from the annotation of a GenBank genome assembly. NCBI's taxonomy places the organism in Eukaryota, Ciliophora, Oligohymenophorea, Peniculida, Parameciidae.
UAAUAUGAUUGACUAUAUAAAAAAAGAAAAAAUAAUAGAACCUGGAUGUAUGUAUCUUUUAAAAAAAAAUAGCUGAUAAGGUUAUUAUUGCAGGAAAGAUUGAAAGAAAAAUAUUUGAGAAUAUUUAAAUGGAACCAAUAGAAUAAGAGUAACUAAACAAAUUAAAGAAAGCAUUGAUUAACAUACCACCUUUACGAUUACCUAAAGAGUAAUAUUUAAUAAUAUUUUCAUAGAUGGUAAGAUAGUGAUUACUUAAGAAUUUUAUCAUAUUGUGAUUAUGAAAUUACAAACACUAUUCAUGUAUUAUUAUUCUUAAGAUUAUUAAAAAGGUUUUAAAGCAACAUCUUUUGUGGAAAAACAAUAUUAGUUUAUCAAAUCCUCCAAACUCUGUUGUGGUAUAUUUUUAAUUUCAUUUUAAUAGUUAAAUGGGGUUAUUUACAUACACGGACAUGAUAAACGUUUUCGGCCAGUAAUCAUAAUUGACUUAUAAAAAGCUCUUAAAGUAAUAUUUUAGUCAUUUAUUUUGAUAGUACAAACUCGAAGAAUUUAAAAUAGGUUUUGAUUAUUUAUUAAAUUUGCUAAUUAGAGAUGUUUUAAUAUCUUAUUAUAUUGAAUCAACAAUAAUUUUGAUUGAUUUGAGCAAUCUAAGAUAAAUAACACAUCUAAUUACAAAUGAAUUUGUAGAAUUUGUGAAAAGUUGUGAAUAAAAUUAUUAUGGAAGGAUACAUAAACUUUAUAUUAUUGAAGAUGUUUAUUAAUGUUUGUUUAAUAGAAUGCUUUAAGUUCUAAAACCUGAAUCAUAAGAUAAAAUAGUUUUUCUUUAGAGAAAAAAUCUUACUCAAUUAAGUAAUUAAAUUGAAGAAAAUUAAUUAGAACUUAAAUUUUAAGGUUUAUAACCUAACAUUUAAACUAAUUUUUGGUAUAUGGAUUAAUUUAGAUUAGGCCUCCUAAAGAUCUUUAAACAGAUAAAAAAAAUAAAAAAGAAGAAAUAAAGACAUUCAUUACUGAUGAAAAUAUUUCUAAAUCAUUAUUAAUAAUUUAGAAAAAUCGUCCUGAUAUCAGUUAAAAUAGUUAACUCGUUCUUUAAGUUUACAAUGAAGAAUAAGAAGUUAUUCUAUCAGAAAGUCAUAAUUUAGAGAUUGCCGACUCAUAAAAUAAUUUAAUAGAAUAUGUAUGAAUAAAUGUAAUCACAUUAGUUACUUGAUUCUAACUUUCAAUCUUCAAAUUAAAAAGCCUAUGAUUCUACUCCAUUACAGUCAACAUCAAUUAAGCCUUAAGAUUAGUAAAAAAUGUAAUUAGAAAAUUGGAGUAACUCAGAAUAGUAAAUGAGUUCAAAUUUAAUUAUAUAACAUUAAAAACGAAAUCCUUGCUGUACAAGUUCUUCAUGCUAAUUAAUUUGA